Molecule: messenger RNA, 4788 nt
Organism: Marmota monax (woodchuck)
Lineage: Eukaryota; Metazoa; Chordata; Mammalia; Rodentia; Sciuridae
Gene: Minpp1
Product: multiple inositol-polyphosphate phosphatase 1
Exons: 5
Coding region: 58-1521 (487 amino acids)
Molecular function (GO): acid phosphatase activity; inositol phosphate phosphatase activity
Source: RefSeq, a predicted model, not a curated record
GCCGGAAAUCAGGGGGUCAGCUGCGGGUGUUUUGCCUUCCGCGGGCCGCUUGGCACGAUGCUUUGUGGUCCCUGCCGCCUCCUCAGGGCCUCCGUAGCGCCCACCGCGGCCCUGGCUGCGGCGCUGCUUUCGUCGCUCGCGCGCUGCUCUCUCCAGGAGCCGAAGGACCAGGUGGCUUCGGCGCUCAGCCCCUACUUCGGCACCAAGACUCGCUACGAAGAUGUCAACCCCGGACUACUGUCGGACCCCGAGGCGCCGCAGCGGGACCCAGAGCUGCUGGAGGGGAGCUGCACCCCGGUGCAGCUGGUGGCCCUCAUCCGCCAUGGUACCCGCUACCCCACGGCCAAGCAGAUCCGCAAGCUGAGGCAGCUGCACGGGAUGCUGCAGGCCCGCGGGCCGGGGGAUGAUAGGCCGGGCAAUGCCAGCGAUCGCGGCCUGGGCGCCGCGCUGGCUGACUGGCCGCUGUGGUACGCGGACUGGAUGGAUGGGCAGUUGGUGGAGAAAGGGCGGCAGGACAUGCGACAGCUGGCGCUGCGACUGGCCUCCCUCUUCCCAGCUCUCUUCAGCCGGGAGAACUACAGCCGCCUGCGACUGAUCACCAGCUCCAAGCACCGCUGCGUGGACAGCGGCGCCGCCUUCUUGCGGGGGCUGUGGGAGCACUACCAUCCUGGGUUGUCACCGCCCGACGUCUCAGAUAUGGAGUGUGGACCUCCAAGCAUAAAUGACAAACUAAUGAGGUUCUUUGAUCAUUGUAAGAAGUUCUUAACUGAAGUGGAAAGGAAUGCUACAGCUCUUUAUCAUGUAGAAGCCUUCAAAACUGGACCAGAAAUGCAGAGCAUUUUAAAAAAAGUUGCAGCUGUUUUGCAAGUGCCGGUAAACAAUUUAAAUGCAGAUUUAAUUCAGGUAGCUUUUUUCACCUGUUCAUUUGACCUGGCAAUUAGAGGUGUCAAAUCUCCUUGGUGUGAUGUUUUUGACAUAGAUGAUGCAAAGGUAUUAGAAUAUCUAAAUGAUCUGAAACAAUAUUGGAAAAGAGGAUAUGGAUAUACCAUUAAUAGUCGAUCCAGCUGCACCCUCUUUCAGGAUAUCUUUCAGCACCUGGACAAAGCAGUUGAAGAGAAGCAAAGGUCUCAGCCAGUUUCUUCUCCAAUCGUCCUUCAGUUUGGUCAUGCAGAGACCCUUCUUCCACUACUUUCUCUCAUGGGCUACUUCAAAGACAAGGAGCCUCUAACAGCUUAUAAUUACAAGGAACAAAUUCAUCGAAAGUUCCGAAGUGGUCAUAUUGUACCUUAUGCCUCCAACCUAAUAUUUGUGCUUUACCAUUGUGAAAAUGCCAAGACUCCUCAGGAAGAAUUUCAAGUGCAGAUAUUAUUGAAUGAAAAGGUGUUGCCCUUGGCUCACUCACAAGAAACUGUUUCUUUGUAUGAGGAUCUGAAGAACCACUACAAAGACAUCCUCCAGAGUUGUCAAACCAGCGAAGAAUGUGAAUUACCAAAGGUGAACAGCACAUCUGACGAGCUAUGAGUAAUUGAAGAACGUUUUUAGUUCAUCAGUGCUUCCCCAUAGGGAGUGAUUACAUGUUUAUAAUAAGUAGACAAUAUCUUGAUUACAGAAGCUUUCAUAUUACUUGGCUAUUUCUGUCUUUUCACAGAAAAACUAAGUUUUUUGGGGAGGGUCUGGACCUGAUACAUAGAUAAGAAAUGAUUUUCACUGGAGCAGCUGUCUUAAGGAAAUAAAAAAAUCUUUUCAGAGAGACAACUAACACAGAAAGUGUUUACAGAAAUGAAAUUUUUCCAACUUCUAUGAGAAACCUCACACUGAAGUAGAGUAUAAUUUGAAAAUGAUACUUGCAAAGUCCUAGAUUAUCAAAACAUGUCAAUUGGAUGAUCCGUAAUUUGAUUUAACUGGUCUAAUUGUGCUAUAGAUCUGUUUUUUUUCCCAGGUGGAACAGUUCUAGUAUUAAUUGUGUCUCUUAAUCAGAAAUAUUGUGAUUAACUAAGAGUAUCACUUUAGAAGAAAGCUAACAAAGUAAGACUUUGAAACAGUGUUAAGAAACAGACUGAUUUAAAAGGGCAUUUUCACUGAAUGAAGCAAGAAAAAAGUAAGAAUUAUUUUUGUUAAUAGUAUUUUAUAAAGUAUUUAAAUUCUUUCAACAAUUACUUUUAAUAAGUCUUGCAAGGCUAUUUCAAUUAUCAUCAGACCUGUUUUAAGUAUACAAAAAUGGAAAGACAAAAGAGGACCAUUAGCAACAAGUCAGAUGGAUAAAUCAGAGUUUCUUAAAUUCAUUGUUUAGGUAUCUUUUUCAUUUUGUCCCUUGGCUCCCAUUUUUAAAUUUUAUUAUGUGAAGUGUAUCCUUUUUUUUUCUUUUUAUAUUCUUAGAUAUACAUGACAGUAGAGUAUAUUUUGACAUAUUAUAUAUACAUGGAGUGUAACUUCCCAUUCUUGUGGUUAGAAAUGCAUCUUUUGGUUGUUUGAUUUCUUUUUCAUUAAAAAAAAGAAUAUCAUCCUAGCUGACUUAGUUUCAUACAUCUGAACUCAUUUCAUAGAAAUACUUCUGAGUUCUAUCAAAUGCCAUGAAAAUAUUUCCUACAAUAAACAAAAUUCUUCUUUACCUGAUCUUUUCUGCUCUCCUUGUUGAAAUUCAGUCAGUUAUUGAUGUUGGAAUUUCAUACAGCCUUGACUCAGUCAGGCAACAUAAGGCAAUUUUCCAGUAGAAAUUUCUUCAAAUGAAUAGAUUAUUGUUAAUACAUUUUAUUUUAAUCUGUCUUCUCUUUAAAGAUUAUAUCUUUCAGAGGAAGAUGUAGGAUUUUUUCAAAAAUGUAUAGCUACUUUUGGGGCUGGAGUUGUGGCUCAGUGGUAGAGCACUUGCCUGGCCUGUGUGAGGCCCUGGGUUCGAUCCUCAGCCCGCAAAUAAAUAAAUAAAUAAAAUGAAAGAUCCAUUUACAACUAAAAAAAAAAAAUUAAAAAACAAUGUAUAGCUACUCUUACAAAAUAACAUGAAGUAAAGUCUCAAUUUACUAGAAUCCAUUGCACUAAUUUUUUGAUAGUUUACUUUUGAGGGGAUACAUCAUACAUAAACAAACACAUAUUAAAAAUGUGCGUGUGUCUGUGUAUAAAUUGUCAGGUGUGAUUUGGAUUAGGACUCUCUUAAUCAAAUUUCAGUAGAUAAAAAUGGAAAAAUCCACUUCAGGCUUAAAGAAAAAAAAACUAAAAUAGAAUCUUCCUUAGUACUAUUUUCUAGUUAGUGUUUAAUUUUUCAGUCAAUGAAGUUGUAAUGAUUUAGGGAUAUGAUUAAAAAAAUUUUAAACAUUUUUUCUGUGUACAAGAAAACCUCUUGCUCCUUUCAUUUUUGCAAAAUAUAAUUGAGACACCCUUAAAAUUAUAUUUAUUGUUGUAUUAUGGGAUUUUGCCAGUACCUUUUGAAUGAAUUUUCUAAGUUUAAAAAAAAGUAAUACUAAUAAUUAAGUAAAAAAUACUAGUCAACACUUGAGGACUUUAAAUAUGGUGUUUGUGCUAUGAAAAGUUUCAUUUCUUUAUGGCAUUUUGAGAAAUGGAAUUACCUGCAAUGGCAAAUAUUCAGAAAUGGACAUGGAACAGAUUAAUUCAGGUAUUGUCCCUAGCACACAAAUCUUAAAAGGAAAGUAUAGAUGUUACAAGAAAAGAAUCCCAAGUUCAAAUGAACUUGGAAUUCUGUUUCCUGCGUAUGCCCCAGUCUUAACAUGCUACCUUGUUUGACCUGAGAAUUCUUUUUAAAGAAGAAUCCUCUUGUAAAUGAUAAUAUAUUUGAAAAUUUUUGUAUUUAACAAUGUCAUUUGGUACUGUUAAUUUAGCUCCGUAGUAGCUAAGCAUGCUCAAGGCCCAGGAUUUGAUCCUCGGCACCAUUAAACAAACAAACAGACCAGGUCAUUUAGGUUUCUUUCAGAUAAGAGAAUAGUGAAUAAUGGAAUUAAAUACAACUUGAAAAAGGCUGUACUCAGUUGUACAUUAGAGUAAAUAGGUGGUAUUAUUAAAAUUUUUAUCUUAAAAUACUGUUUUAUAAUUUAAUUUUCACUUAAAAAAUGGAAACCCAUUCAAUUAAAAAUCUGAACAAGAAAGUAUCAAAAUAGUGUAUUGAAAUUAGAAGAUUCAUAGAUUGUUGAUCUUACAAUGAAUUAUGUUCCUAAAGUUGAUGAUUAGCUGGUAAAUGCUGAUGCAUUAGUACACUCAUUGUGAUUAUUUCUGCAAAAUUCUGCUAUUUCUUUUCUUUUUAAUUUGUAAAUAUGCAGAUAAGAGAAUAAAAUAAUAAGCACUCAUGCCCAUCCAAAAUGCCAAAAUUAACAUUGUAAUAUUUGUUUUAGAAUGUUACAAGAACAGCUUGGAGUACUUUUGUAGACCUCCCCUUUUUUCUCUCACUCCUUUCCUAGAGGUAGCCAUCAACAUAAAAUCGGUAUUCACUGUUCCAUGGCAUGCUUGACUCUGGAAACUUGUACUUUUUUUGUGGUAUUUAAAAUUUUUUCUAUAAAAGUUCUUAUACAUUGUAUAUUAUUCUUGAAUGAGUGAUUGAACAGCAUUUUUUCAAGAUUUCUUGAUUCUGAUCAUUUUUUGCAAAUUAAUUAUUUGACUUCAUCAGUACCUAUUGAGCACUUUUCGUGUAGAAGCACUAGACUUAGUAAAUAGGAUGUAAAGAUGAAUGAACACUUAAAGGGUUGUCUUAAUAGAACUUGAAAACAAAUUUAUCUGGUGUCUCGCACUAACUGAACGACUUGAUUCUUUUAAUGUAAAAUAUUAAAGACUAUGAAAGUUUCAUAAGAA